Messenger RNA from Capsicum annuum, 381 nucleotides. Its product is annotated as circumsporozoite protein-like. The coding region runs from base 1 to 381 and encodes 126 amino acids. The record is from RefSeq and is a predicted model, not a curated record. NCBI's taxonomy places the organism in Eukaryota, Viridiplantae, Streptophyta, Magnoliopsida, Solanales, Solanaceae. The transcript has a single exon.
AUGGAUGUUGGAAUUGAGAUUGGCGAUAGUGGUGGGACGAAUGUUGGAAACAAGCAUGGCAAUGGUGGUGGGAUGGAUAUUGGAAAUAAGGCUGGCGAUGGUGAUGGGAUGGAUGUUGGAAAUGAGGGCUGCGAUGGUGGUGGGAUGAAUUUUGGAAAUAAGGGCCGAGAUAGUGGUGGGAUGAUUGUUGAAAAUGAAGGUGGUGAUGGUGGUGGGAAAUAUUUUAGAAAUGAGGACCACGAUAGAGGUGGGGCAGACGUUAGAAAUGAAGGAGGCAAUGGUGGUUGUAUGGAGGUGGAUAAUGAGAUUGUUGGACCAUUGAUUACUAGAGUAGAUGAUAGGGUUAAGAUCAGUUUAAGUGGAGGGUAUUUGAAUAUUUAG